Messenger RNA from Pelobates fuscus (common spadefoot toad), 7440 nucleotides. RefSeq names its product transmembrane protein 151B (gene TMEM151B). The transcript has 2 exons. The coding region runs from base 920 to 2434 and encodes 504 amino acids. The record is from RefSeq and is a predicted model, not a curated record. NCBI's taxonomy places the organism in Eukaryota, Metazoa, Chordata, Amphibia, Anura, Pelobatidae.
CUCCCAUCUUUCCUGGGAAUCUCUCCCAUCUUCCGUCUCCUGCAGCAUCCCUCACCCUUUGCUCCCCCGGUUUCCCCGACCCCUCUUUCCUACCCUCUGUCCCUAUCCAGCUCCCGCUGUGUUUGUGUGUCUGCAUUGUUGUCAUCUAAGCAAUGUGUGUUAGUGUGUUGUUGUGGUAUGUAUGACUGACAGCUGCAUUGUGUGUAGGUAAGGUGUGUGACUGUGAUUGUAUUGUGUGUGGGAGAAUUGUCUGCAUGAAUUUUAUUUUUCUAUAUUUUAUUUCCAUUACAGAGAGUUUCCAGUAACAUAAUGUGUGUAUUCUUUGUGUGAUAGUGUAGAGUGUGUGUGUUUACAUUUUCCAUUGAUACAAUGUGUGUCGUAUAUCAUCCAUUCCCUGGGUUUGUUUGUGUGUGCGUGUGGGUGUAUUAAGUGUGUAUUCUCCGUGUGUGAUGUACUGUGUGUGGACAUGGCUAUUAAUUUACAGCAACAUAUGCAAUCCACUCUGCUAUUUACUUACAAUUUAACCACACGGUAAUGUAACACACAGACAUACAAGGCAUGCACUGACACACGCAGUAUACACAGACACACAAGGCAUGCACUGACACACGCAGUAUACACAGACACGCAAGGCAUGCACAUACUGUAUACCUGCAAACACCCUGUGAUUGUGUCCUGGUGAUUUCCAAGGGCCGCAUCCCUGCACACCUAUCCCCCCCCCCCCCUCCCAUCAUUAACCCUUUGUGUCCUGACCUUAAUCUGAUGGAUGGAACUAUCAUGGAUCCAGUCUGGCAGAGCAAACCUUGGAUUUUUGGGUCCGCCUUUCUCUGGCUAUGAAUCCCACUGUCCCACUUGCCACCCGCUGGGUCACUGACGGAUUCUGCUAUUGGAUUUCCCCUGGACAGGGCUAAGUGUGGGCAUGUCCCCCCCAGCAUCCGCUCCCAGCGAGAGCAGUGCUGCGUCCGUGCCACUGGACGAGACAGAUGCAGUGCGGGAAUUGCAGAGGCCGGUGAAGCAGUCCUUCAGCAAGUCCUUGUGCCGGGAGUCCCACUGGAAAUGCCUUCUGCUGUCCCUGCUCAUCUAUGGCUGCAUGGGAGCGAUGACAUGGUGUCAUGUCACCAAGGUCACCCGUCUUACCUUUGACAGUGCCUACAAAGGCAACUCCAUGAUGUACCAUGACAGUCCUUGCUCCAAUGGUUAUGUAUAUAUCCCCCUGGCCUUCUUGGUCAUGCUAUACGUGGUCUACUUAGUGGAGUGCUGGCAUUGCUACACCCGAAAUGAGCUGCAGUACAAGGUGGACCUGGAGAGUGUCCAGGAACGAGUGCAGAGGAUGCAGCAGGCCACACCGUGUAUCUGGUGGAAGGCCAUUAGCUAUCACUAUGUCCGUAGGACAAGGCAAGUGACCCGCUACCGCAAUGGUGAUGCCUACACCACAACCCAGGUGUACCAUGAGAGAGUGAACACUCACGUUGCGGAGUCCGAGUUUGAUUACACCAACUGUGGGGUGAAAGAUGUCUCUAAGGACCUCACAGACCUGGACAGUUACCCCGUCACCCGACUCCGCUUUACAAAAUGCUUCAGCUUUGCCAACGUGGAGUCCGAGAACUCCUAUCUGACUCAACGUGCCCGAUUCUUUACAGAAAAUGAGGGCUUGGAUGAUUACAUGGAAGCUCGGGAGGGCAUGCACCUAAAAAACGUGGACUUCAAGGAAUACAUGGUGGCCUUUUCAGACCCUGACAAUCUGCCCUGGUACGUCUCACACUACGUGUUUUGGGGGGCUGCAUUGCUGUCACUGUCCUGGCCGCUGAGGGUCCUUAAUGAAUAUCGCACUUCCUGUGUCCACUACCAUGUGGAGAAGCUCUUUGGCUUUGACUUCACCCCAGUGACACCAGCUGAUGAGCGGACCUUAUGCCGGAGAAUGCCUCGGGUUAAUACAAUUGACAGUACAGAACUUGAGUGGCACAUUCGAUCCAACCAACAACUAGUGCCCAGCUACUCAGAAGCAGUGCUCAUGGAUCUGGUGGGCAUCUCCACAAAUUACACAGCCUGCCGGUACACACGGGGCCUUAGACAGAAUUGUGACAGGUGCCAUCGGACCAUAAGCAGUUCCUCCAUCUUCUCUCGAAGUGCUCUAAGUAUCUGCAAUGGCAGUCCCAGGAUACCUUUCAGUAGCAGCCGAUUUUCUCUUGGGCGUCUGUAUGGGUCUCGCCGCAGCUGCCUCUGGCAGAGUCGGAGUGAGAGCCUCAAUGAGCAGGGUUGUCCAACGGAACAGACACGGCUUUCCAGUCAAGUAACAGUAGAGGAAGAAGACCCACCCCCAUACCAGGAUGCCCUGUAUUUCCCUGUCCUUAUUGUCCAUCGGAAUGAAGGCUGUCUUAACCAUGACCACCGACGCCUUCAUCGUAAUGGGUCAUGUGUAGAGACCUCAUUGUGAUAAAGCUUGAAGGACUUCAGUUGUGCAAUUGUUUACACAGGGAUGUUUUGGUGUUCUCAUUCCUAAGCUAUUACUGUCUACCUGAAGAACCUGAGUGGCCCCGUAACAAGCAAAAAACACCCACUCUGUGCCAUAGGAGUAAUAAGUCUACUUCUAACUUCAGAUCAGGAUGGUAUUUAAUGAAUCAAGAGUUCAGCAAUGAAUAGAAGUGAUAGCAGACCUCUUGGUAUGGGGAAUAAGUUGUCCACUGGCAUAUAACAAAAAUUGUUUCUAUAAAUGGAUACAAAACCUGGAAAUAUAAAGGACACAUUGUCCUGUAUGUACCUCAACUUCCACAAUGCUGUUUGAUGUAUACAGAUAGUUUGACAUCAGAUAGUUCUGUGAAUACGGAGAUUUACACAACAUAUAAUCUAGUGUCUACAGCGAGUUACAUAAGAGAAGAUAUUGUGUGUACGGAGAGUUACACAAUACAUGGUUUCAUAUGAACAGACAUAUCAUCAAUGUGUAAUCUAGUGUGUACACAAAUAUCAGCCAUACAUAGUUGUUUAUGUACAGAGACUUCCACAUCAUGUGCUUCAUUGUCUACAGGAAUUUCCACAAAACAUGCUUUGGGGUUUACAGAGAUUUCCACAAGAUGUGGCAUAGUGUGUUUAAAGACCUCCCCAAGACUUGGUUUUGUGUGUACAGAGACUUUCAUAUUGGAUCGAGCCAUCCUCAAAUGUCAAUAUAUCAGUUUGUAGUUAUAUUGAAAACCCAAAAGAACACCAGAGGACAAACCUGAAUGAGAGCUUGCUCAUUGAAUAUUCAGGUUGUUACACUCUGAUCUUCUUGAAUAGGUUGGGUAACAUUUAACACAGACACAGGGUCUACAGCUUCAGUAGAAAAUCACUUCCUUACAUAUAAAGGUCCACCACAAGGGAUACCUGGCACCAAAUGUUCACAAUAUUACAGUAGUAGCACAUUCUGCAAGCCUUGUUCACUGUGAGGACAAACAGGCAGAUAGAAGAUAUAAUACAAGGUGUAUUGAUCUAUCUGCAUGGGUACGUCAUCUCAAAAUCUCUCUCUGCUGGGCACAUAAAUUGGCUAAUUUCUCCUGUAUUGCUUUGUUUACUACAGUUCAUAGAAUCCAGGGGUUGUAAUGAACAAGUAGAGGGAAAUCAGAGCAAUAAAAUGUCCAUUCCUUGGGCCCUAGGUGGGUUACAAUGUCCAUUCCUUGGGCCCUAGGUGGGUUACAAUGUCCAUUCCUUGGGCCCUAUGUGGGUUACAACGUCCAUUCCUUGGGCCCUUGGUGGGUUACAAUGUCCAUUAAUUGAUGCCUAGGUGGGCACACUGUCCAUUCCUCAUUGGGUUACAAUGUCCAUUCCUCAGGCCCUCGGUGGGUUACAAUGUCCAUUCCUCAGGCCCUCGGUGGGUUACAAUGUCCGUUCCUUGGGCCCUAGGUGGGUUACAAUGUCCAUUCCUUGGGCCCUAGGUGGGUUACAAUGUCCAUUCCUUGGGCCCUAGAUGGGUUACACUUUCCAUUCCUCAUUGGGUUACAAUGUCCAAUCCUCAGGCCCUCGGUGGGUUACAAUGUCCAUUCCUCGGGCCCUAGGUGGGUUACAAUGUCCAUUCCUUGGGCCCUAGAUGGGUUACACUUUCCAUUCCUCAUUGGGUUACAAUGUCCAUUCCUCAGGCCCUUGGUGGGUUACAAUGUCCAUUUCUUGGGCCCUCUGGGGUUACAAUGUCCAUUCUUCAGGCCCUCAGUGGGUCAAUGUCACUUUGUAUUUUGUACAGGACUCCUUCACCAAGGGGUUCUGUAUAAAUAUCAAUUACUGGAUUAGUGGAUCAAUCAUUAUACAUUAUAUUGGUUUCCAUAUUGAUUGAUUUCUACUCAUAGAACUUUGCCCUAAAUUACUAUUUAUACAUUAUCUCCACUAGGCUGCUGAACAUAAUGAUAAAAUAUUUAAUAUAUUCACCUUUUUAACGCAUGCAAAGGUUUUGUUUUCCCCCCAUGUUUGGGAGUUGAAGAAUUGGCGAUAGUACCGUAAACAAAUACCAUGUUGCUAUCAGACUGGGCUGACCGUAAAUUUAGUGGAAUCCUGUGCUGCCGCGUGUCUCAAUUAUCUUGUACAAUUCAGCUGUUAGUUAGCACCCUGGAACCCACGUUCUGGGGUUCUGAUGCAUGCAGUUAGUUAGCUAUCCAUUCCCUCUGCCGUUGGUUUCCAGGAAGAGACAGGCAGAUUACAGAAUGUCACUCACAUGUGAGAGACCUGUAUGGGGACCACCAGAAUAAAUACCAGCUGCCUUAACCCAUGGACUGCUCCAUCCUAUUUUACCUAUUUUAUCAUAUCUAUCAGAGCUUCAGAUUACGAAAUUAGGUUUAAUCCAGAGGCUCAGACCUCCUGCACUUCUCAUAUCACUAGAAAUAAGAGGUCAAUAGUGGUGUUUGGUCUUUUUUCAUAUCAGUAUCUGUUUUAGCUGUUCUUCCAGUUCCAUUGUAUCUCUGUACUGUGAGGGCUGUCGCUGAGCACCUCUAUGUAAAGAUAAAGCACCCUCACACAUUAUCUUAUUAGCUCUCUGUCAGCACCUGUUCAAAUAAACUAACAAAGAGUCUGUCUUCAGCCACCAUACAACGCACCAAAAAUAGUUCCAACUACGGAACUUCAUCAUUUCUGUGUGGCUCAAACAUUAUUGUCAUUGUUAUCUCCUAUAGUGAAAAAUCGAGGCAGAGCAGAGCUGACUGGGGGAUGUUUUCCUGUUUGGCUAUUUUGAUCCCAAAUUUGAAAUUCCCUUUGAUUUCCCAACAAAUCUCAAGUUAGUCAAUAAUCUCGUUUGUGUUUUAUUUCCAAAAGCAGAAUCUGUUCUUCCAUCUCAGAAAGGUCGGGCAGCUGGAGUUAGAGAUCUGCCGCCAUCACUGUGUGCUAGAGGAGCUGCGUUAAUGAACUUCAUAGAACUACGAAAUAACAGAUUUUAGAUGGAAUGAAUCACCAUCUCACACAUUGGGCUGUCAUGACACAUAUUAUGUCUUUAUGUAUGAAAAGUGCUGCCCUGCAGGAUGUAGCUACACGGCAGGUCCCAUUCACAGUGCAGGAUUAUUUAUUUCAGAUCAUCCAUAUGAUUUAUCAGCCCAAUAAAACAGAAUAUAAAGCCAUGCUGUGAACGAAUGAUUAUCAUUAAAGCAAAACGAAUGAAUGCUUAUUCAGGCACAGUCAUUCUCUUCGAUGCUUUUUCAUGUGUAAAGUAGAUUAUUAUCAUGGUUUAUGUUAAAGGUGUUUCUUUUACAUUCAUAUUAAAGCGUUAAGAAAUUACGUCACAAUCCAGUUCAGUAAAGGCACAGCCAGGGCGCACGUUGCAAAUUAGAAGGAGAAAUAGGAACAUUUGGAGGAGGUUUAUAAAAUAUGGCUGGGCUGUUUUCACACUGAUUUUAUUACAUUUUCUUAUUACUACGAUAUUUUCCUUCGUCUGGGCCACAUUUUUCCUGUUUGUCAUUUUUAAUAGUGGCGCUGUUGAUGUAAGAGGGACAGUGUCUGACGAGUAGUGGAUUUUCUGAAAACAGUUUAUUUUUUAAUUUUUUAAAGGAAUAGAAAAAUUAAUUAAGGGAAACUAUAGUCCCAGGAAACAAACUUGUUUUCCUGACACUAUAGCUUAUCCCUCUGUUGCGGACUCCCCCCUGUGGUGCAGAAGGUGUUAGAAACCUCUUUUGUCACCUACCUGGGUCCAGCACCAAUGACGUCAGUCCGCAGGGAGAUCUAAUGCGCAUUGUACAAUGCUUUCCUAUGGGGAUUCGGGUGAUGAUGGAAGCCCUCAUGCAUAGCGUGAUUCAACAAUAGUUAUACACAACUCCCAGUGUUCCAUGUCUACUCCUCCUCUGUACGCUCUCUCUAUGCUGACUGCCAGGAGCAAUGGGUGGAGCUUAUAACAAUGACUGACAGGGAGCUAAGAUGGAGGCGCCCAGUUACAGGAUAAAGAGGGAAUUUCUACAUUUAGUUUUAUUUUUCACAUCUCACAAUACAUACUUGGUAAAUGAACAUAAUACUAAAAAUCCCAGAAAGUGACAGUUUUCCUUUAAUCCUUACAUUUCUGUGGAAGAUACUGGCAUAUCCCUGGACCUGCUGAAUGGUGAGGCCAUCAGAGGUUCCCACAGCUUGAGAUACAAAGUGCUUCUUGGAUUUUUUCUGUUUGGUCGUGAAGUCACCAAACAAUUCAUCAGAGAUAUCCAAGGAUGUUUGGACUGAGAAGGAAUCUUGAAAACCUCUAAUUGACCUUUAGCCUCUGAAUAUAAAUUCCAAUUGAUCACAUACGCGCAGUUAGGAUUAUCCUAUUGGUUUGCCCAAUGGAUAACUUUCCUUGUUUAUUAUCAUUGUGAGGUUCAAGUCCUUCAUAUAUCUUGGAGCUAAGCCAGCCACCAGAGGUUUUCUCAAAACAUUCAUAUUAUUUCCAUCAAACCGAUCUCUAAGAGCUUGAAGAUCUGACAGUUGGCUGUGUUAGUUGCAGAUUAACAGGAGAAAAUCCCACAACUCGAACAUUGGAAUGUGCAAAGUUUAUCAGAUUAAUUCCCACCAUUUGACCGUCCCUGUGAACUUCCUAAAGUACAGAAUGUCCUUCGUGCCCACAGGAAGUCUAUCUUCCAAUUAUAUCAUUCAAUGGAAAAGUGGUUAAAAUAGUUAUAUUAAUCAGCACAGUAUAUGAUAGUGCUGACAGAGCCACUAAAUGGGAAUUGUCCUGUGUCUGCAUGAUGGAAGCUGUGGGUGAAAUCCAGACAGGACAUGGCCACUUGUCUAACGCCUCUCUUUAUUAUUUAUCGAUACAUAUAAUAAGUGCUAAAUCUGUAAAGUGUGGGCUUCCUGAUUUAUUGUUCCCGUUUGUGAACUCCUGGAUCAUCUGAUUGGGCACUGAAACUGAACCCAGUAAUUAUUUAUCUUAUUUUUAUAUUUAUGUCCCAUAUGGAAAUGUACUGGUCCAGCGUCACGAGGAUGAAUUUCAGCCAACUUCAGCAAUAUGAUAAAUAGUAUCACUAAUAGCAGACA